AUGAGAACAAUUGAGGAGACCAGAAAGAGAUGGGACGUCCUAUUCUCCGACAACGACACGCCUUCCGACCUCCGAGCGGCGUUACAAUCCGAGCAAGGAAACCUGUGCAAUGACGGACUGAGGUCGGUUUGCUGGAAGGCAUUUCUACUCUUCGACGGGUUGGAUAAAACCGAAUGGGCCUCCAAGCUGGACGAAUCCCGGGAUGCUUAUCGUGCGCUGCGAGAUCAUUUCUUGAAAUAUAUCGAACACCCGGACGAUUUAGAGUCGACUGUUGAUCCGCUGGCGGAUGAUGAGCAGUCCCCUUGGCAAACACUCCGACACGACGAGACGCUGCGUACCGAGAUUUUGCAAGAUGUCGAUCGAUGCUUGCAGGAGAACUUCUUUUUCCAAGAGCCCGACACGAAAUCCAAAUUGACGGACAUCUUGUUUGUCUACUCGAAGCUCAAUCCAGACGUCGGCUAUAGACAAGGAAUGCACGAACUACUCGCCCCUAUUCUCUGGGCAGUAGAUCGAGACUCGGUGAAGCCACACCCCGAAGGACCUGCGAACAAGGGCAAAAGUGAGGGUUUGAUGCUAAAGCUUCUCGAUGCACAAUUCGUGGAACAUGAUUCAUUUACGCUGUUUCUCUCUGUCAUGCAGACAGCCCGCAUAUACUAUGAACACGGCGAAUCACGGUCGGCAAAUGGCCAGAUGGAUGUCAUUCCGAUAGUUGAUCGGUGUCAUUAUCUCCAUAAGGAAGCUCUGGCGAUUAUCGAUCAUGAGCUCGCCGAGCACCUGGAAGCUGUGGACGUAUUACCGCAAAUUUUCCUAACCCGCUGGAUGCGCCUUCUGUUUGGGCGAGAAUUUCCAUUCGAUGAUGUUCUAAUGAUGUGGGAUCUACUGUUUGCUCACGGGCUACGGUCUGAUCUUGUUGAUUUCACGUGUAUUGCAAUGCUGCUUAGGAUUCGUUGGCAAUUGCUCACGGCCGACUAUACAACCGCCUUGACAUUAUUACUUCGCUACCCUUCGCCCGAACCACACACACCUCAAAGUUUUGUGCAUGAUGCACUUUAUUUGGAACAGAAUCCUACCGCCGAUCGAGGCAGUUUCAUUAUAUCGAAAUAUUCAGGCAGACCGCCCGACUCCAAAAUUCGCAACCAACCUGGCACACGGCCCACGAGGAAGGCCUUCCUUUGGGAAGACUUCAAGAAACGCAGUGAACGAAACUCGCCUACUGGAUCACCAGCCCGAAAUAGCCCCAAGAGCCUCGAAUCUCUUUUCCAAGAUGUCUCCCAGGGAAUCCAACGCCGGACAGAGGCCUGGGGCGUAGCCAAAGCUGUUCGAGGCGCCGUGACAGAAGCUAGGAAAAAUAUGCAAACAAUGCAUUAUGAACCAAAUAUGCGUCCUGGAUUCUCGAGGCCUGUUUCUGCUGCAUCAGCCUCGGACAUCCAGCCCGCGGCCUCGGCUAGACUGGAAACGAAGAUCAAUCUACUCGAGGAAAGGAACCAAACUUUGGCGACGAUUUUACGCGAGGCACUGAACGAUCUUGGCUCGCAGCUAGCAAAUAUCAAGGGCCUCGAUUCUGAUAUGAACAGCGCAGUGAAGCAGGCCCUGGUCAAAGCUGAGAGUGUCCAGGUCUGCCUCGGAGACUCUUCCAUCCCAGUAGAUCCCCCUCUUGACCCCCGUAUAGACGGCGAAUUGAACCAAUCAGACGAAUUACAAGAGACAGACAACUCAAUGGGCAAAGCAGAAGGCAACCUGGUGGCAAACCAAGGUCCAUCACGAACAAUAAGUCCCAAUGCGGAUACCCCCGGGACCAAAGCCGAGAGUGGAACCGAUGUGCUAGCGACGGCAAGUCGGACGAACCGUGACAGGAAAAUCGAAAGUUCGCGGACAAUACCCUCGCGAUCAACUGUGCGACCUUCUAUGACGGAUUCGGGGUUCUCAUGGAUGCUUGGCGGUGGGCGGAACCUGUCGGGCUUUGUCAGCUCGACAUCGCCGCCGCCGGAGCAGACUCGACUUCUAGAUCAAACCCGAGGGAAGCCCAACGUUUUGUUUAGGUCGAGUGGGGAUGACAAUCCAGGGACGGAUUCUGGGCAUAGUGAAUUGCCGCUGCACAGUCUUCGGGGCUCUCGGGAUCCUCUAUCAGGGACCAGCCCAUGA
Penicillium robsamsonii is the source of this 2142-nucleotide messenger RNA. Its product is annotated as GTPase-activating protein GYP6. The coding region runs from base 1 to 2142 and encodes 713 amino acids. Gene Ontology annotation, biological process: activation of GTPase activity. Lineage: Eukaryota; Fungi; Ascomycota; Eurotiomycetes; Eurotiales; Aspergillaceae. Gene Ontology annotation, molecular function: GTPase activator activity. The transcript has 6 exons. The record is from RefSeq and is a predicted model, not a curated record.